UCCGUCCCGUAAAUAUACCCAGUUCAUGUUUAACCUGUGCUAGGAUCGGAGACUGCGCGUCCCAACCUGAGAAGUUCAGACAACAACUUAAACCUAAAACUGUGAAAUAAAAAUCCAAUUAAAAUGUAAAUUCGGAAUCUCUCGUGAGUAGAUAAUACGAGAAUAAAGUUAAAAAAUAAUUAAAGAAUUGUGAGAGAAUUUACGAAAAAAAUCUGUGUUGUGAAUUAAUCUGUAAGAUGGUGUUUAAAGUUUCAAAAUAAGCAGGCAAACAGUUUCUGAGAUGUCCGGCGAGGUUAAGCUGGAGGGAGCAGGAGUAGGAGGAGUAGGAGGAGCUGGACAUCCUCCAGGCGUUGGACAAGGAGUUGUUUCGGAUAUUCAGAGGCAUUCACACUCCGAUGAUGACUCUGGAUGUGCUCUGGAAGAGUAUACUUGGGUUCCCCCUGGACUUAAACCUGAUCAGGUUCAUCUGUACUUCUCCACUAUCCCUGAGGAUAAGAUCCCAUACGUGAACAGUGUCGGAGAGAAAUAUCGGAUCAAACAACUUCUUCAUCAGCUUCCUCCUCAUGAUAAUGAAGUUCGGUACUGUAACAGCUUGUCUGAGGAUGAGAAAAAGGAGCUGCGCCUGUUCUCCCAGCAGAGGAAGCGGGAUGCGCUCGGGCGCGGAACAGUUAAACCGCUGCCGGUCACUCUACAGACUCCAGUUACUUGCGAAGCUUGUGGUGAGAACAUGCAUGGAGGAGAUAUCUGUGUCUCCGCUAGCAGAGGAGGACCUAACCGAGCCUGGCAUCCAACCUGCUUCUGCUGCCAGGUCUGCCAGGAGCUACUCGUCGACCUCAUCUACUUCUACAAGGAUAGGAAGCUCUACUGUGGCAGACAUCAUGCCGAGACAACUAAACCCAGAUGCUCAGCAUGCGAUGAGAUAAUAUUCUCGGAUGAAUGCACUGAGGCGGAGGGUAGAGCCUGGCAUAUGAAGCACUUUGCUUGCUUCGAAUGCGACCGAAACCUGGGCGGACAGCGGUAUAUUAUGCGGGAGGGGAGACCCUACUGUCUAACAUGCUUCGACUGUAUGUUUGCCGAAUAUUGCGAUGCGUGUGGAGAAACAAUUGGGGUCGACCAAGGCCAAAUGAGUCACGAAGGACAGCAUUGGCACGCUACAGAACAUUGUUUCUCCUGCCACCACUGUAGAACUACUCUGCUAGGACGACCUUUCCUACCCCGGAGAGGAUUAAUAUACUGCUCUAUAUCCUGCUCUAAGGGAGAAACUGAUAAACCUGCAAUAUAUGACAAUGUGAAGAAACCUCGACCAGUGAAUGAAACAAGUGAUUUGUCCCUCUCGGAGCAAAGUAGUUUCUCUACGUCUCCUCCGGUACAGAGAAAACUAUCAGUGAAAAGCUCUAACUCAGAGAACAGUAGAAAAGCCUGGAUUCAAAGAAACCGAGGUUCUAACAGUGAUUCAGUAAGUGAUCGAUCUAUAACUCCGACCAGUGCUAACCUUAGUACCGGAGUACAGGCUAACCCUGCUCCAAACUAUCCGUACCUCAAAGUUUCAAACAAUGAGACUAAACAAGACUCUGAAAUACCUCAAAGAGGACAAAAUUUUGCUGUCGGAAAAUCUCCGCUGUUUGCGCGGAAAAAAGGUCCACCGGUGCCGGACAAACCCAAAGUUCAACCUUUUAUAAUCCAACCUUCUAAACAAGGAAAGGAACCAAGUCCGACACCUAGUGAUCUUGCAAUGAGAGAUUGUCUAGCCAGCCCUCUCCCACCCCGAACACCUCCUCUAACGAGACGGGAAAGCUUCGGUAGGUUUGAGAGUAAAUUUGAAAUGAAAUUUGAUAAUCAAUUUGGUAGUUUGGGACGUAAAGAAAGUCUGGGGAGGAUCCGACGAUAUCAGGCUGCAAAUUCAUCCGCUGUUAUCGGUUCAAUAUCUCCGUCUGAUCCCAGUAGGCCCUUUAAUGGAAAGGAUUUCUCUUCUCAACAAAACUAUCAUCACUUCUUACCGGAGCAGAAGAGAGAAUCUGUACACUCAACUAGUUCCAACCCGUCUGGACAGCAGCAGAUGAUGUAUCAAAAUACAACCAACACUUACAGUAAUCUACCAGCCCAGACACGUAGUCCUAAAAUGGGACGAAGAGCCCUGCAGUCAGCUAGCCGACCUAUCUCACGCCAUGAAGAGAUGGGAACCCUGCCUCAACCCUAUCAUCAAACCUCAACUCCAAGUGCAGCAGUUUUAAAUCAUUCUUAUCAAGACUCAUCAUUACAGCCUAUUACGUCUCUCCAUCAAAUCCUUAGUUCCAAUAGUCCGUAUGAACCUUCCUCUCCUAAACAGCAGUAUCCUAGACGCUCUGAGGUUGGACUACAGACAGAACAACACGUCUCCGGAUCCAAACAAGAGCACCUGCAACAGCAAAUGUCUCAUAAUGAUCGGUUAUACCUUGAGCGAAACCUGGAGAGAUUAAUCGCUGAACGAGGGAUUAAUGUGAUCGGAGAACUUACAAACCAAAUGUCUCCAGCGCAGAUUGAGAUGUUGGUUAGACAUAUGAAGGAAAAACUAGCGUCUCCGCACUCUAGAGGCAGUAGACAACCUAUAGAUCUUGCAACUAUCGGAGAACUAGGUUUGGAUCGGUUUCUCUCCCAGCUGUCUCUACAUCAGAUGGGUGGAGGAGGAGAGAAUAUGCCAGAGAAUAAUCUUAAAUCAUCAGGCAGCCAGCAGCCCCCCACUCUACCUGUCAAACAAUCAAAAAAGCGAUCGAUUUCUGGCGGACAGAUGGGCCUCAGCUCAGUAUCCAGUAUGCCUGAUUUAUCUGAUUGCCACAAGUCGGACACUAGUUCUGAUGAUGCCGGAGGUGGAGAAAAAUCGUCCCGGCAUAAACCAAGAAAAAGCAAUCUCAGCGGGCGCCAGAAAUCAAAGACUGAAUUGAAUACAACAAAUAAUAACUCGAGCAAGAACCUGAAUGUUCGGUUUGAUCCUGCUCAGGUUCCAGACAGAUCUCCAGGACGUCAUCACGAGUCCUCUGGGAGAAAGCAUAGAUCGGGACACAGAUCCAGCCAUCACCGAAAUCGAUCCUCUUCUCGGAGUCGUGGAACUCAGGAGGUUUCAAGAACUGGUUCCUUACCCAGAAGCCAUUCUUACUCUGGUAAAACCGGACUACAGGAUGCUUUCAAUGUAUCCCGGCGCAUGGAGGAUGAUGAGAUGAGUGAUUGUUCGACCUGCUCCUCAUCCAGCUCGGAUUCAGAUGAUCCCUAUGCGUACCAGCUUCCUCCAAGACGUGCGUACGGAGGGGUACGGAUAUCCUAUGUACCCAAUGAUAGAUUCGCAAUGUCCCAUCGUCAUGUGUCGGGGCGUAGCAGUCUCCGGGCCCCCAUUGGGACCAAUCUUAGAUCCAGUCCCAGCCUGGUGAUGAAUAAUGGGCCGGGGGGCAGGCAGAGAGGGGUAUCCGUAGACAAGGAUAAGGAUAAGAACUGUAUCAUCUCCUGAUCAAUCUGAGUUCAUCAUCUCAUUAUGGCUGUGAAUAUUCUCUACGCUACAGAUUCAGGACGGAUGAUGAUUGAAUCCUAGAGAAACCCGUCCUUGCUUAUUAAUAUUCAAACCUGUAAUAUAAACCUCUGAUCAGGAUUAGAAGCCAAAUUGGGUCCAUGAUAAUGAUUUCUGUAAGUUUAGAGGUCUUGAGUAGACCCGCCCUCACAUUCAUCAAAUUUUAAAUUAUUCUUCCAAUGUUGGGGAGUCAAGGCAUCCAGAUACAUCAUCCUUCUCAUCCACCUCAAUCCAACAUUCAUCUGAUCCAAUACCUUCCUCUAGCCCCUACCCCCCACUACACAUUCAAUGCUUCCACCACCUUCCUCCUAACCCCUUCCCCCUCUCUUCAACCUUAUUCCAAUCUCAGAACAUCUAUUUUUUCAUCUUUUAUUUGAAACUAUUCUUAAUCCUUUUCUUAAUCCAUUUCUUAAUCCUUUUGUCUCCUAACAUGUAUAUCCCCGGGUUUAUAUUUGUAAGAUUAGUUAAAAUGUUGAAGUUACCAAUUCUACCAAUAUGUUUCCAAGUAAUCUAGUCAUGUAUUAUACAAGGAUACUAUUCAGUAAUAAAAUAUUAUUCUUAACUCGUA
Molecule: messenger RNA, 4100 nt
Organism: Eurytemora carolleeae
Lineage: Eukaryota; Metazoa; Arthropoda; Copepoda; Calanoida; Temoridae
Product: protein espinas
Exons: 7
Coding region: 281-3475 (1064 amino acids)
Molecular function (GO): zinc ion binding
Source: RefSeq, a predicted model, not a curated record